AUGGCAUCUCAAGAAUACUACGGACCUCCUGGUGGCCAGCCCCAGUACCCUCCUCAGGCCGCCUAUGGCCAAUACCCUCCUCAGCAGGGCGGAUAUCCUCAGCAGGGUGGAUACCCUCCACAGCAAAUGCAAUACCAGCAGCCCCCUCCUGAGCAGAAGGGUAACAGUGGCGGUAACGGCGACUCGCUGGUAUCUGUUGUUGUUGUGCUUGCGACGCUUGUUGCGACUGUUUAG
Morchella sextelata is the source of this 234-nucleotide messenger RNA. RefSeq lists its product as uncharacterized. The record is from RefSeq and is a predicted model, not a curated record. NCBI's taxonomy places the organism in Eukaryota, Fungi, Ascomycota, Pezizomycetes, Pezizales, Morchellaceae. The coding region runs from base 1 to 234 and encodes 77 amino acids. The transcript has 3 exons.